AUGAAUUUAGUAGGCCAAGAUACUACUACUACCACCACCAACAACAACAACAACAACACGGAAAAGUUAGGUUCUCCAUCCAAACUAGCACCACAUCAUGGCUUAUUCAUGACCAAUUUAGAAUAUUCUCCUUCCUCCAGGUCAACACUACUGGGACACAACACAUCACCUUCUGCGUCAUCAUUCUCACCGCCAUCGUCUUCCGCAACAUUUGGCGUGAAUCGAUCCAUUUCAAUGAAUAAUAUCAACAUUAAUAAUAAGAAUAAUCCCAUGAUGGUCAAAGAUGAAUCUGAUCGUGUUAUAGAGACAUUAAGGGAGCAAGUGGAUACUUUAACUGCUAGUAACUUACAAUUGAGCUUACAAAGUGAGAACCUUUUGAAGAAAUUGGAGAAUGCUAAUGAAUUUGAGAAUUCGUUAAUUAAUGAUAUUAAUUCAAUGAGAUUAAAUAAUGAAAAUUUGAAUGCACAAUUUGAGAACGUUAAUGCGGGGUUGAAAGAGAAAGAAUCGAAACUGAAUGAGUUGAAAAAUAGUUUGAGAACGGAGUUGGAUAAUGAGAAAGUGUUGAAUAGGAAGAUUGACAGUUUUGAAGAAAAGCAAAGGAAAUUGAUGAAUACUUUGAAGAGAGUUAGGUGUCAAUAUGAAUCUUUGAUGGAAUCUCAAAGUUUUUAUAAGGAACAUUAUUCAAUGGAACUUUUGAAUUUACAAAAUGUCUUGCAAGAUUUGAAAAUUAAUGAUAUUGAAAUUGUCGAUUUAAUUGACUCUUGUAAUAUCGAUGGAGAUACCGCUGAUGGGAGAAGUAAUUCGAACGAAGAAAUGAUUAAAAAAAUAGAAGCUGAUCUAAUAGAUAUUGAAAAAAGUGACACUGAUUACUUAGAAUCAUUCAAAAUUCAAACAAAGGAAAUAUUAUCAGAUAUAGAUUUACCUCAUUGGUCAAAUCUUUACCAAGAAAGUAAAAUUCGUCUGUUACAAUACAAAGAAGAAAUGAAGAAAAUGGAGACCACCUUGGAAUCAAGACUAGGAGAUACAACAACAACAACAACAACAACAACAACAAAAGAUGAUGAAAAGAAAACUGCAGCCAGAAAUGAAAGUUUAAAGAAAUUGGAAAGUGGACAAGACGACAGCAAAACUAGUCACGAUACUACUAUCCCACAAGAAAAUGAAGAUACAACGUCGCAAUUAAAGAUGCGUAAAUUAAGAAAAAACAGUGCGAACAGUUCUAAUUCCUCUUCUGUCAAUAGUAGGAAACGAAAUAGUUUUUAUGGUGCUUCAUCGCCAAUCUUAACUCCAAAUGCAUCAUCUAGUCGCAUACCAUCAUCAUCAUCAUCAUCAUCAUCGCUGAGCCCAGCAUUGCCUGGUGUGAUGAGGAAGCCAUCAUUAAGGAAACCAAGCCCGCAUACCAAUAGUAAUAAUAGUAAUAGUAACCAUACUGCUUCUAAUGGACCUCGGCGAUGA
Molecule: messenger RNA, 1455 nt
Organism: Naumovozyma dairenensis CBS 421
Lineage: Eukaryota; Fungi; Ascomycota; Saccharomycetes; Saccharomycetales; Saccharomycetaceae
Gene: SHE3
Product: She3p
Exons: 1
Coding region: 1-1455 (484 amino acids)
Biological process (GO): endoplasmic reticulum inheritance; mRNA transport
Source: RefSeq, a predicted model, not a curated record